Molecule: messenger RNA, 4805 nt
Organism: Cheilinus undulatus (humphead wrasse)
Lineage: Eukaryota; Metazoa; Chordata; Actinopteri; Labriformes; Labridae
Gene: mios
Product: missing oocyte, meiosis regulator, homolog (Drosophila)
Exons: 12
Coding region: 162-2798 (878 amino acids)
Biological process (GO): cellular response to amino acid starvation; positive regulation of TORC1 signaling
Cellular component (GO): cytoplasm
Molecular function (GO): protein binding
Source: RefSeq, a predicted model, not a curated record
CACGGAGAUAUUUUGGUGUAACACAAAACAUUCAGUUGGGGCUUGAAGUGUUCCAUAACGACAUGUGUAUGCCAAAACGUAAUCCGCAUGAUCGCCAAAAUACUCUGCAUGUUUGUCUUAGAAGACAGAUACCCUAAAAUCCUUUCAGCUGCUUCUCAAUCAUGAGUGGCUCCAAACCGGACAUCCUUUGGUCUCCCCACCACCCAGACCGAUAUGUCAUCUGUGACUCUGAACUGGGCCUAUACCGUAUUGGACCUGUGGGCAGUUCAGAAACAAAGGCUGGCACUCUCCCUCUCUCUGAAGAAACUGCUGCUACUCUACUUGCUAUUAACUCUGAUACCCCUUAUAUGAAAUGUGUAGCCUGGUAUCCAAAGCAUGAGCCUGAGUGUUUGCUCGCUGUCGGCCAAGCUAACGGCAGAGUGGUGCUCACUAGCCUGGGUCAAAGCCACAACUCCACAUGUAAAGAGCUGGUGGGGAAAGAGUUUGUACCCAAACAUGCUCGGCAAUGCAAUACUUUAGCCUGGAACCCAGUGGACAGUAACCUGCUGGCUGCAGGGCUGGACAAACACAGGGCAGACUUCUCUGUCCUCAUAUGGGACAUCAGCAGUAAGUUUUCCCCCGAGGCCAGUGUCGCUGCUGAGAAGAUUCGUCUCUCAUCUGUGGAUCUGGACUCUAGCUCGGUAGUGACCAAACCAUUGUAUGAGUUAGGGCAGAAUGAUGCUUGUCUGUCCCUCUGUUGGCUGCUUCGUGACCCAAAGCUGCUGUUGGCUGGCAUGCACAGAAACCUUGCAAUAUUUGACCUCAGAAACACCAGCCAGAAAACAUUUGUCAACACCAAGGCCAUCCAGGGAGUGACGGUUGACCCACACUUUCAUGACCGAGUGGCCUCUUUUUUUGAGGGCCAAGUGGCCAUCUGGGAUCUGAGGAAGUUUGAGAAGCCUGUGCUCACACUAACAGAGCAGCCAAAGCCCCUCACCAAGGUGGCUUGGUGUCCUACCAGGACAGGCCUGCUGGCCACACUGACUAGAGACAGUAACAUCAUCCGACUGUAUGAUAUGCAACACACUCCUACGCCCAUCGGCGAUGAGACAGAGCCCACCAUCAUUGAGCGAAGCGUGCAGCCAUGUGAAAGCCAGAUUGGCAGCUUCGCCUGGCAUCCGUCCUCUCAGAAUCGCAUGGUGGUUGUAUCAGCAGCUAAUCGGGUCAUGACUGAUUUCACCGUGUUCGAGCGCAUCUCAUUGGCCUGGAGCUCUACCACCUCGCUGAUGUGGGCUUGCGGCAGACACCUGUACGACUGCGUGGAGGACGGGGCUGAAGGGUUGGAGAGCGUGAUCGAGAAAGACAUCGCAACGAAAAUGAGGCAGAGAGCUCAGUCCAGGUACGGGCAUGAUACGACGCAGGUGUGGAAGAAUCACAUGCUGGCGGGGGGAGACGAUCCUCAGCUGAAGUCUUUGUGGUAUGACCUGUUCUAUAUGAAGCAGUGCGCAGAGGAUAUGGAGCUGAAACUUCAGGGGAACAAACAGUCUGUGGUCUAUUCUGGUAUCAAAAACAUUGUAAAGACCAGCUCAGGCACUACAGAGAGCCGUAGGUGCUGGAGCGGUUCAGACCGACAGACAGAUGUACCACGAUACCUCAGUGAGGAGCGUUUCCUCGCCCUGCGGCUUUGCGGUUGGGUCGGCCGAGGUCCAGAUAUCGACGUAGAGGUGUUCUUACGAUCUCUGGAGCAGGAGCGAGAAUGGGAGCGGGCGGCUGCUGUGGCUCUGUUCAACCUAGACAUCCGGCGGGCCAUCCAGAUCCUCAACAAGGGAGCGACUGCUGAGAAGGGUGAUCUGAACCUGAACGUAGUCGCCAUGGCUCUGUCAGGCUACACAGACGAGAAGUCUUCUCUGUGGAGGGAGAUGUGCAGCUCUCUGAGGCUGCAGCUGAAGAACCCCUACCUGUGCGUCAUGUUUGCCUUUCUCACCAGUGAGCCUGGGGCCUACGAUGGCGUGCUGUAUGAGAGCAGUGUUGCUGUGCGGGACCGAGUUGCCUUUGCUUGUAUGUUUCUCAGUGACGCCCAGCUGCCUCGUUACAUUGACAAACUGACCAAUGAAAUGAAGGAGGCGGGGAACCUGGAGGGCAUCCUGCUGACGGGUUUGACUAAAGAUGGCGUAGACCUUAUGGAAAGCUACGUGGAUCGCACAGGAGAUGUCCAGACUGCCAGCUUUUGCAUGCUGAAGGGAUCUCCAGGUGAUGUAUUGAAAGACCCUCGAGUCCAAUGCUGGAUUGAAAACUACCGCAACCUGUUGGAUGCGUGGAGAUUUUGGCACAAACGGGCUGAGUUUGACAUCCACAGAGGAAAACUGGACCCCAGCUCCAAACCGCUGGCUCAGGUGUUUGUGAGCUGCAACUUCUGUGGGAAGUCCAUCUCCUACAGCUGCUCUUCGAUGCCUCACCAGGGCCGUGGAUUCAGCCAGUAUGGUGUAAGCGGCUCGCCCACCAAGUCCAAAGUCACCAGUUGCCCCGGCUGCAGGAAGCCCCUGCCUCGCUGUGCCCUCUGCCUCAUGAACAUGGGCACACCUGUUUCUAAUUGCCCAGGAACAGGAAAGUCAGAUGAAAAGAUGGACCUGACAAGGGAGAACAAACUCGCUCAGUUCAACAACUGGUUCACCUGGUGUCACAACUGUCGACAUGGCGGCCAUGCUGGCCACAUGCUCAGCUGGUUCAGAGACCACACAGAGUGCCCUGUGUCGGCUUGCACGUGUAAAUGCAUGCAGCUGGACACCACAGGGAACCUGGUGCCUUCAGACAGCAGCUAAACAGAAGACGCCUGUCGGAAACUGAAGCCAAACACCAGCACGAAGCCAACCAGUGCAGGUUCACUGCUGCACCCGCCACACCAACAACUGGCCAAGGGACGAAUGGUGCCAGCAGCGUCCUCCUCUGGAGCGGCUGCUUGAAUAGAAUGAAAUACUGUUAAGUUAUAGCCUAGUGAAUGUAACUUUUGUAACAGAGCCCUAUAUGAAGAAGGGAGGCAGUGUGUGUUACUGAUUUCACUAACUGAAUCAAUGACAGAAAGGGAGCAAAUGCAAACUCACUCUUCUGCUAAUGAGAAUCCUACUCAGGAGAAAUACAAGAGGCGCUGCUGUAAUCAGCCUCUUCAAAUUUAACCUGAAUCAGGCUUGUUGUUUUAUUGUAAUCUAUUAAAGAAGAAAAUCAUUUGUUCAGUCACACAUCGGGUUGUAAAGAUGUGAUCAUAGGUGCCAAUAUGUCCUUUUCGUAGCUUGUGCUUUAAUAUUUAACGUCUUGUUUGUCUUACGAAAGGAUCUUCACAUACCUCAUGAAAGUGAUGUUCGGGGGGUGAAGUACGGUCAUGCCGGGUGAUGAGCAGAGUGUAGCGCACAAUAACAACACUCUCUUGCUCUCUUCGUGUUCUUCUAUGCCACUCUUCAUCUAGCAUUGUGCAGGGAGGGCUUCCAGCAUGAGGGUGGUUUAGGGGGCGAGAAGGAUGAAGGAUAGGAGAAGGUAGGGGUGCAAGGGUAAGGAGGGUGGGUGGUUGGGUGCGUCUGUAUUCACCAGCCCACUCCAGGCCUGUGGUCCAUGAAAGAAGCUCGCCAGAAAACAGCAGCUGCUCGGCACUCUGACAAGACCCUCCAGAUUGUUCCCCUCAUAAAGAACCUCAGCUGCCGGAACACUAUUGACUCAAAGAGAGGGUGAGAGAACAGACAGCCUGAGCCCUCUCACCCCCCUCCCCUCCUUUCCUACACCCUCUGACAUACACAGACAUGCCCUCUCUUUCUUUCUCCUUCUCUCCAGUGCCCAAAUUGCACCCCAAAACUAUGCAUACCACACAUCAAUCCAAGGAUGGGCGCCGUCUGUAAGGGGACGGCCGUGUGUAAGCUGCAUUGUAAAUGGGUUUUCUCUCUUUCUCCGCCACCCUCCCUGCUCUGUCACCAACCUAGGGAGGCAUUGUAAGUUAGAGGCAGCCUGCACCAGAGCUGGCUAAAUCACUUAGUCAUGGAGCGGGGAGGAGGAGAGAAGUGAGGAGAGAGGGAAGGGGGGCACAGGAGCUACUGUAUGCUGCUUUCACCAGGAUCCCGGUGUGGGAGGUUUUAUAGGCCUGUGUGCCCUUUUGUGAACUAUUUCUGAGUGGAGCUGACAAAUUGGCGAGCCGUGUUGUGUCCUGAAAAACACAGACGCUGGAAUUUCAUCCUUUCACUGUUUCUUGUUGUGUUUGCCUUUUAAAUAAAUUCCAGCUGACAAAUUGGAGCGCUGCUGAAUGGGCUGUUAUCCAUAAGUUUACAUGGUUUAUUUUUACAUUAUCGUGUUUCAUAGACACAGAUGGCGUGGGUUUUCAGUCAUAUGCAUUCUUUAUCUUUGCUUAAAAGCAUUGAGUCACACAUUAUUCUUCCAUGGGAACUCCUGCAGAAACACAGGACCUGAUUGCAGGCAGAGAGGUGGACAUCAGUGAAAAACAACACAUUUUAACUUUCAGAAACAAUCAAUAAAUGUUGUUUGUUGCUCUUUAUUUGCUUAAAUGUUCAUUAUUAGAUGUUUGCAACAAAAUGUUUGUUAGCAGUUCUGCAGUUUUUUUUUCUUGUCAGUUUCAUUUUAAAUAGAUUUAUUGUUUGUCUUCUCUAUGUUUUUCUCAAAAUUGAGAUUAGUUACCCUUCCCCUUGAUAAACAGCCAAAUUAUUUAAGUCAGUAUAAACUUUAUUGGAUGAAUAUGUUUUACAAUACAAGUAAAGGAAGACACUCACAGAUACACAUAAUUUUCAAGGCAGAAUUAAAAUAUGAAAACACGUAAAACUAUUACCACGAGUUAA